Parnassius mnemosyne (clouded apollo) is the source of this 345-nucleotide messenger RNA. The record is from the annotation of a GenBank genome assembly. Lineage: Eukaryota; Metazoa; Arthropoda; Insecta; Lepidoptera; Papilionidae.
AUGCAAGAACCUUACGUUGGAGCUAAAUCACAUGUAACUGUUGGAUCACAUUACCGCGUCAUACAAAAGAUCACAAACGAUAAAACCAAACCAGUAAGAUCCGCAAUAGUCAUCACAGACCCAAACAUUCAGUUUACCAUUAACCCUAGAUUAAUAACGGAGGAUAUUGUAGUUGUUGAAUUAAAUAUAGGUCACACUAACGUAGGCAUAAUUAGCAUGUAUUUACACGAGAAAGGAAUUAUCGAAGAAGACUUAAGCACGAUCAAAAAAUUCAAGGAAGCAAUGAACACUAAAGAUGUCAUCAUUGGAGGCGAUGCUAAUGCAAGCAGUAUGCAAGGCAGAUGA